AUGUACUCAGAGAUAGCGGCACGUGAUGCAGGUCUGGAUUCGCUUCAACAUUUCGCCAAUCAACUGGAGGUCUAUCAUCCAGAUUGCCUGAAAUGUGCCCGGUGUGGUGAACAGCUAUCAGCUAUGGACCGAAGAUGCUGGAAAUAUAAGAAAUGUGCUGUAUUAUGCUUGCAGUGUAGAAUUCGACUGACUCACUGCGCUCGGUGCAGGCUCCGGGUUGCCGAGGAUGCUCUAGUACACAAAUUCGAUCAAGUCCCCUUCCAUGUGGCUUGUCUUACCUGUGACAAGUGCAGGUGUCAGCUACGUCCUGGUGACAAAUGCGGUCUUUUGGAUGAUCGACUCUAUUGCAUUGAACACUAUCUUUCUUGUCUAAUGAUGUCUGGUUUCUACGACCCGUCGACGGAUCCCACGGAGCCGAUGAGUUGCACAGAAAGGGUGGAAGCCACGAGCAAUGACUAUGAACGUCCUCAGACAAUCCAAGGGCGAACAAUGGAGCCGGAUUCGCGGAGGUCAAAUACUUGCAUGCAAACACAUAAACACAUCGUACACAAAUUCGAUCAAGUCCCCUUCCAUGUGGCUUGUCUUACCUGUGACAAGUGCAGGUGUCAGCUACGUCCUGGUGACAAAUGCGGUCUUUUGGAUGAUCGACUCUAUUGCAUUGAACACUAUCUUUCUUGUCUAAUGAUGUCUGGUUUCUACGACCCGUCGACGGAUCCCACGGAGCCGAUGAGUUGCACAGAAAGGGUGGAAGCCACGAGCAAUGACUAUGAACGUCCUCAGACAAUCCAAGGGCGAACAAUGGAGCCGGAUUCGCGGAGGUCAAAUACUUGCAUGCAAACACAUAAACACAUCGAUAAUGUCAUCUGCCCAUCCGAAGCAAAUGAUGAAACAGGGACAACCCGUCAUACAGGAAUCCACGGCACAGACAUGCUUAGACCUGAAGAGGAACCUGUGAAGAACAAAGCUGACUCACCCUUUCUACAUCAGUCCUUAAACAGAAGAUCAGCAUCCGUGCCGAUUCCACAGAAACAUGAUAAUCUGGUAUCGUCUUCAGCGGCCGAUUCGUUGUAUCCAGAUGAGGAACUCAUCGAGAUGGAUGACAUGGCCCCAAUAGCCAUCACAGCAGCAAGUGCCAGUCUGUUGUCCACCGAGAGUCCGUUCGUGACAGCCGAGAACAGUGGCCAUUCGAUAGAUAGUAGCACAAGCAGUGGUUGUAGUGUACAUUCCAAAUCAAAACGCAUAAGGACCAGCUUUACCCCAGAUCAACUGGCAAUACUGCAAGCGAAUUUUGACGUUGAAGCAAAUCCUGAUGGCCAAGAAUUGGAACGUAUUGCCAACGUUGCGCGGCUGAACAAAAGAGUGACUCAGGUUUGGUUUCAAAAUGCGCGCGCACGGAAAAAGAAGAUUGAAUGUAAAGGGCUGGGUCCAUUCAGUCAUCUGACAAUGAACUGUUCUGCAUACUACUUGAAUGAGUCGAAUGCCAGCAAGGAGGACCUUGUGGAGUGCGAUGAAGAUGGCCAUCCACAGAGUCAGAAUCAUUCACAUUCGGGUGAACAGCUGGCUAGUUUUCUCUACGAUCCAUUCAGCUCCAUCAAACCCAUGACGUUUCCCUGUGGUCUAAUCGAUUUUCCCAGCAUUCCGAUUCCGCCAGCGUCGUUUCUGCAUCCGUUUGUCAACAUCGCACCAGCAGAUCUGGAGCAGCAUCUUUCGAAUGGCUUCAAUGAGAUAACAUAUCCAAAUGAUAGAAGCAACUCAUCGCUGACCUGCCCUAGAUACCUGCAUUCCAAAGUGCCAGAAUUUGUGUUGAAAGAUAUGGGUAUUCAAGUGAUAUAUCCCGUAUCGCGGUCCCUAUCCGGGGAGACGGCAAUGACCAAGGCUUUCGCUGAAAAUUCAAUGUCUGCCCACCACUGGUUCGUUUCCACCUUUCACGUGGCUGUGCAAAAAGGGCCCUGCGGGGCAUACAGAGCAAGCCAGCACAACCUGUGGAGUGAGUUAUUUCUUUCGAAUACCAUUCGACACACUUCACCAUUACUGAUCCGGCGUGGCUAUUCCAAUCCGGAUGGAAAUAUCAUCUUUGGCUAG
Messenger RNA from Opisthorchis viverrini, 2082 nucleotides. RefSeq lists its product as hypothetical. Bases 1 to 2082 code for a protein of 693 amino acids. Gene Ontology annotation, cellular component: nucleus. The record is from RefSeq and is a predicted model, not a curated record. NCBI's taxonomy places the organism in Eukaryota, Metazoa, Platyhelminthes, Trematoda, Opisthorchiida, Opisthorchiidae. Gene Ontology annotation, biological process: regulation of transcription by RNA polymerase II; neuron differentiation. Gene Ontology annotation, molecular function: RNA polymerase II transcription regulatory region sequence-specific DNA binding; DNA-binding transcription factor activity, RNA polymerase II-specific. The transcript has 6 exons.